CUUUCCUCAACUUUAGUCUCCACGGACAACAGAUCAGAUCUUUGUUGUGCAUAGUGAAUUGGGAGUUGGGUUGCUGCCCAAGUUGCUCCCUGGAUUUCUGAUACGGUCCGUUGGGCGUGUUGUGAAAGCUCUCUCCGCUCAUCUAUCCGAAUUAAGGCAAUAUGGUCGUCUGUACAUUCUUUCAGCAAGGCCGGUGUAAAUUUGGCGAACGAUGCAAGUUUGAACACCCAAGCCAAUCAACGAUAGCAGGUAAUCGAUUUGGUGCGCUCGCCGGGGGAGGCGGGUUUGCAGGGCGUUCAAACCAGCAGAACCAGCAGAACCAACAGGUGCAAAAUUACGGGAUAACAGCGGCUGAUAUCAAGGUCGAUCUGACGGCCGGCCAAGGUCGGCCAAAUUGGGUCUUUUCCUGCUAUGGUCCUGGGCGGAAUGCGCCGAAGCAACUGUUUGGAGGACCGCAGCGCGAACAGAGUUUCGAAGAGUUGCGUCUGCGCCAUUAUGAAGCGACUGCGGCCGGCAACCCUGGUCAGGCGCUUCAAGAGGCCCAGGCGCUCUAUGCUGAGUCCCUGAGCCAGAUGGAAGUUAUCCUGAGGGAUCUGGACGGGGCCGUCAAAUACCUUAUUGACGGGGCAAAUGAGCAUCCCAACCGGAUUGAUAUAUCAGAGGGGAAAACAGGCCCUUCUCAGCCUGGCCCUUCUCAACCCGGCCCCCAAGGCCUUUCGGCGUUCGGUCAGCCUUCAGCGUUCGGCCAACCUAGCGGUAUAACGCCGCAGCCGUCGGGCUUUGGCCAACCUUCUGCCCCCGGCUCUCAGUCGGCAUUUGGCAAACCGUCUGGAUUUGGCCAGCCAUCCGCCUUUGGGCAACCAUCGUCCGUGGGGCAGGCUCCAGGGUUUGGACAGCCCAGCUCGAUCAGCCAGAGGCCUGCAUUUGGACAGCCGGCGCCGCUUGGGGGACAACCGGCAGCACUUGGGAGCCAGUCAGCGUUUGGAAAACCCGCGUUUGGCCAGUCUGGCUUCGGGCAACAGCAACAGCAACAGCCACAGCCACAGCAGCCUGCGUUCGGUCAGUCAGGAUUUGGCCAGCCGUCGGCGCUAGGAGGGUCCGGGUUCGGCAAGGCUUCUAAUACCGCGUCCCCCUUCAAUCAAUUAGCAAACCAGAACCAGGGCAUGGCUGGCUUUGCACAGCCGCCUGGACAGACAACCGCCUCUCCAUUCGGACAAGUUGCUGCACAACAACCCGCAGCCCCUUCUGGGUUUGGCCAGCCGUCCUCUCAGCCAAGUGGCUUCGGGCAGGCUGCACCCGCCGCAUCACCCUUUGGGAAACCCCAGCAACAGGCAAGUCCCUUUGGCCAGGUAUCCCAACCGGCCCAACCGGCCCAACCGGCCCAGCCAACCCCGCCAGCCGCCGCUGCAAACCCGUUCGGGGCUCCCGCCCAGCCAGCAGCUGGAUUCGGGCAGCCCGAACCCAAACCAUCUGGAUUCGCCCAGCUCCAACCGCAGCAACCGGCGGCGGUGCAGUCCGCAACGGCGGGUACUGGGCCCCCUGCGAUCAUGAGGGUCCAAGACCCCAACGACCUUAACCCGAUCCCACCCCUAUCCGGACAGACUACCCGCAAUGCUCUGACCAAACGGCUGGAUACAUGGAAAGGACAACCGGUGAAGUACAUCGACAACGCUCCGUGCUAUCUACACCCGCAAGAUCGCCAGACAUACGUGCACAUAUUCUUUCCCGACGGACCCCCGGACGCAGCUAGUCUGCGAGAUGCGCAUGGAAAGCCGGAAGAAUACACCCCGGAGGUCAGCGGGCAGUAUGAGUUCUUCGUGAAGAAUGGGUACUUCAAAGACGGCAUCAUCCCCAGCGUGCCUCCCAAGACCGAGUGGGUGAGCUUCGACUUUUAGACAUGGGGAUUGGACUUUCUCGCAAGAUUUAUGUAUGUUUAUCGUAAUUGGGCGUUUUAUACAGGGGAAUGAAGGCGUUUUCGGUGAAUUAACCAACCAAU
Molecule: messenger RNA, 1996 nt
Organism: Aspergillus campestris IBT 28561
Lineage: Eukaryota; Fungi; Ascomycota; Eurotiomycetes; Eurotiales; Aspergillaceae
Product: FG-nucleoporin nup42
Exons: 4
Coding region: 162-1895 (577 amino acids)
Molecular function (GO): metal ion binding
Source: RefSeq, a predicted model, not a curated record